GUGCGAUCAGCAGCAGCAAUAGCAGCCGAAGUAGCAGUGCAAAGGGCUGGCAGUACAGAGUGCUGGACUUGGAUUCAGGAAGACCAGAGUUCAGAUCCUAUCAGAAACUUAUUAUCUGGGGCAGCUAGGUAGCACCCUGAAUAGAGAGAGCACCAGACCUGGAGCCAGGAGGACCAUGGUUCAAAUGUGGUUUCGGACUCUGUAUGACCCUGGGCAAGUCACUUAGCCCCCAUUUGCUUUCUUCUGCCCUAGAAUUGAUAUUGACAGAAGUGAUCACAUGGAAAAUGUUUGUGGCUAUUUGAUGAAAUAUACCAACCUUGUCACUGGCUGGCAAUACCGGUUUUUCGUUUUAAAUAAUGAAGCUGGACUUUUGGAGUAUUUUGUGAAUGAACAAUCUAGAAAUCAGAAGCCCAGAGGUACUUUGCAUCUAGCUGGAGCUGUGAUAUCUCCCAGUGAUGAGGACUCUCAUACCUUUACUGUAAAUGCUGCCAGCGGGGAGCAAUAUAAACUCAGAGCCACAGAUGCUAAAGAACGACAGCAUUGGGUUAGCAGACUUCAGAUCUGUACACAACAUCACACAGAAGCUAUUGGAAAGAAUAAUCCUCCUCUAAAGUCUCGGAGCUUCUCACUUGCAUCUCAAGGUAGUGGUAACUCUCCUGGUUCACAGAGAAGACCGAGUCAGAACGCCAUUUCUCUUUUUAAUGUUGGACAUUCCAAACUACAGUCUGUGGGCAAAAGAACUCAGUUGCAACCUGACCACCUUGUGGAAGUCAGAGAGAUGAUGUCUCAUGCAGAAGGACACCAAAGAGAUUUAAUUAGACGAAUUGAAUGCCUUCCUACUUCUGGCCAUCUUACUUCCUUGGAUCAAGAUCUCUUGAUGCUCAAAGCAACUUCCAUGGCAACUCUGAAUUGUCUGAGUGACUGCUUUCACAUUCUCCAACUACAACAUGCAUCACAUCAAAAAGGAUCUUUACCUUCAGGGGCAACAAUCGAAUGGUUGGAACCAAAAUUACCUUUGCCAAACCACUAUAAGAAUGGAAGUGAUCAAACCUUUGUACCUGAGCAGAAUAAACCAGUAGCAGUCCAAGAAGAGUCAUCCAUUUCAGAAUCUGGACUCUUAACAAAGGAACCUGAGGCAAUAAAUGCAGAUGAUGAGGUGGAAGAUACUUGUGAUAAUAAGGAAGAUGACCUGGGAGCUGUGGAAGAACAGCGUAGUGUUAUCCUACAUCUACUGUCACAGCUUAAACUGGGCAUGGAUUUAACAAGAGUGGUUCUUCCUACCUUUAUUCUAGAGAAACGUUCUUUGCUGGAAAUGUAUGCAGACUUUAUGUCUCAUCCAGACCUUUUUAUAUCUAUCACUAAUGGAACUACUGCAGAAGACAGGAUGGUCCGUUUUGUAGAGUACUAUCUUACUUCAUUUCAUGAAGGCCGUAAGGGAGCUAUUGCAAAGAAACCCUACAAUCCCAUCAUUGGAGAAACAUUUCACUGUUCCUGGAGGAUGCCGAAGAGUGAUGUAGCAUCCAGCAUGACCACCAGCUCUUCCUCCCAGGCAAUCUCAGAUCAGGCUUCUCUGCCAGAGCCUUUGAACCAGGUGGAAUCAGACUGUUAUACUGUCAGAUUUGUUGCUGAACAAGUGUCUCAUCAUCCUCCAGUCUCAGGGUUUUAUGCAGAAUGUGCAGAGAGGAAGAUGUGUGUAAAUGCUCACGUUUGGACUAAAAGCAAAUUCUUGGGAAUGUCAAUAGGAGUGACAAUGGUUGGAGAAGGUAUCCUUAGUCUUUUGGAGCAUGGAGAGGAGUAUACAUUUUCCCUGCCAUGUGCAUACGCCCGAUCAAUUUUGACAGUUCCUUGGGUAGAAUUAGGUGGAAAAGUAAAUGUUAACUGUGCAAAGACUGGAUAUUCAGCUAGCAUUACUUUUCAUACCAAACCAUUCUAUGGUGGCAAACUACACCGGGUUACAGCUGAAGUAAAACAUAAUACUUCUAAUACUGUGGUAUGCAGAGUACAGGGAGAAUGGAAUAGUGUUCUUGAAUUCACUUACAGUAAUGGAGAGACAAAGUAUGUGGACUUGACUAAAUUAUCUGUGACUAAAAAAAGAGUUCGGCCCUUGGAGAAGCAGGGGCCUUUUGAAUCUAGACGACUAUGGAAAAAUGUCACAGAGUCUCUAAGGGAUUCUGAAAUUGAUAAGGCAACAGAACAUAAACGAGCUCUAGAGGAGCGUCAGAGGAGUGAAGAGAGGCAUCGUGCUGAGACAGGCACAGCGUGGCAAACCAAAUAUUUUAUUAAAGAGGGAGAAGGCUGGGUUUAUUAUGACCCCCUUUGGAAAACAAUCCCAGUGACACAACCAGCCGAGUGAACCAAGCUAGCUAAGACUCUCCAGGAUUUGGUUUCUUCUGCUUACUUUACCCCUAACCCUGUCAGAAUGGAGCUACUACAGUGAGCAUCUUGUUUUUGAUGGCACAGUUAAAAGGACACAUCUAGCAGGGCACUUUAGUACUACCAAAAAUCCAAGCUAUUGAAGAAAGGUAGUGGACCUUUUCAUGGACUUCUUUCGUAUAACACAAACAAUGCCAUCUUCAAGUCUUUUACAUGAAUUAUUAGACAAUUUAUUCUUAUCUGGUUUCUGCUACGAAGGCUAACCAAGUUUCAGACCACUUGACUUUGCAAGUAGCAGCCAGACCCAGUGGCAUGGGCACAGCAGCUCUGAUUCCAUGGAUUUGAGAAGUGGAGCUUCUUUCAAGGUCUAUACUUUGUUUUGUGUCAGGGACUGACCUUUCCCUACACAUAUAAACAAAGUGGAACUUGUGAUUCAAGGAAGAAAUUCGUGAAGGAAAAAAAAAAGACUUCGACUGAGACGAACACAGUCACUGGACCUGGAAUCAGUGUUAGAAACCAACCAGAUUGGGGUAACAAGACACUUCUCUUCUUCAGAAAAGACUGUGUUGUGGGCCCACAUCUGAGAAAAGUACCAAUCUCUGUUGGAACUCCAUUUUUAAAAAAAUUUAUAAAUUGGUUAGAAUUAUAACCAUGGAGAAUUUUUCCCCCCCUGAACCAUUUUAAUAUACUUGAAAACAAAUUUGACUUGAAUUGACAAAAGUCCUUCAGAAUGCUUUUCAGCAGAUUUUAAUAAAUAUCACGUGAGAGACUCUUUUUAACAAAUGUAUCCAUGUUGUCAGUGUGGUGAGGUUUGGGGACUUUCUUGAACUAAGGCAGUGAAGGGAAUAGCAAACAUUAAAAAAUGUAUUACUUUUUUGUCCUUGAUUUUUUUUUCUAUUUUGAAAACAAAUAUCCAGUAUUAUAUGCUAUUCCUGUGGAUUAGUUUGAUUUCUCUUCAUUCAAAAUUCAAAGCAACCACCAGUGUUUGUCAUUAAUCUAGGAAGAGUUGUUUAUUGUGAUGGAAAAUACAUGAACUGUUGUUUUGCUUUGUUUUGUUUGAAAAUCAUAUGUCAAUGAAAGGUUAGUAUGAAAUAGAAAUUUAUUAGGAAAUGUAUUCAGGUACAGACAUUCUUUUUUUUAAUAAGUAUUUUAUUGAAGCUUAAGAAUUGCUGGCAAUUAAGAGAAUAGUGCUGAUUAUGGCUUUCAUUAUACAUUCAUUCAACAAGUAUUUAUUGAGUACUCAUUGUGUGUACUCAGCACUUGUUAUUACAAGCUACCUUAAUUUUCCCAGAGUGGUGCCUUAUUCUGUUUCUUCUGAUGUAGUCUUCCAAUCAGUGUGUAUCUGUAAUAAAAUUGUUCAUCAGCCAUUUUGGGUGGCUGGUUCCAUUGCAUCAUCAUGAGAACCCUUUUGUGAUUCUGUCAUUUAUGUUCUACUAAAGGGAUAAAUGGAAUGAGAACAUCCAAAAAAGAGUUUAAAUAGUUUUUUAACAAACUGUAAAUCAUACAUGCAAAAGAUUUCCUUUAUGCACAAUUACUUAAUAAUUCCUUUGUUCAUUUUGCUGUGAAAUGCACUGAAAAAUCUCAAAAUGAGUCAUAGUCCCUGUGUGGGGAAAUGGAAAAAUAAUAAAAAUACAAAACAAUGA
This is a messenger RNA of Monodelphis domestica (gray short-tailed opossum), 4016 nucleotides long. It is a transcript of the gene OSBPL11, whose product is annotated as oxysterol binding protein like 11. The record is from RefSeq and is a predicted model, not a curated record. Gene Ontology annotation, molecular function: sterol binding. Gene Ontology annotation, cellular component: cytosol; membrane; Golgi apparatus. NCBI's taxonomy places the organism in Eukaryota, Metazoa, Chordata, Mammalia, Didelphimorphia, Didelphidae.